Staurois parvus is the source of this 2380-nucleotide messenger RNA. Lineage: Eukaryota; Metazoa; Chordata; Amphibia; Anura; Ranidae. The record is from the annotation of a GenBank genome assembly.
CUGGAUGACAACAGUUUAACAGAGGUCCCGGUUCGUCCCCUCAGUAACCUCCCAUCCCUUCAGGCCUUAACGCUGGCUCUGAACAAAAUCACUCACAUACCGGAUUAUGCUUUCUCAAAUCUGUCAAGCCUUGUUGUUUUACAUCUCCACAACAAUAAAAUCAAAACUCUAGGACCGCACUGCUUUGAUGGGUUGGAUAGCCUGGAAGCGCUGGACCUUAAUUAUAAUAACCUUGUGGAAUUCCCCGAAGUUAUAAAGUCUCUGGGCAAUUUGAAGGAGCUAGGUUUUCACAGCAAUUCCAUUACAACUAUCCCCGAUGGAGCAUUUGAGAAGAACCCAUUGCUGAAAAGCAUACAAUUGUAUGACAAUCCGUUGUCUUUUGUUGGGAAUUCAGCUUUUCAAAACUUAUCAGACCUCCGCUUCUUAGUCAUUAGAGGAGCAUCUGACAUCCUUUGGUUCCCAAACUUGACUGGAACAGUGAACCUGGAAAGCCUGACGUUAACAGGCACAAAGGUCAGAAGCAUUCCACUGAAUCUGUGCCAGGAGCAGAAGAUGCUUCGAUCUCUAGACCUUUCCUAUAGUGAAAUAACAGAUCUGAAUGGAUUGAAGGGAUGCGGUUCAUUGGAGGAAAUUUACCUGCAACACAAUCAAAUUACUGAAGUUCAAAACGAGUCUUUACAAGGCUUGACAUCGUUACGUGUGCUGGACCUCAGCAGGAAUUCCAUCCGUUGGAUUCAUAGUGACGCUUUCACCACCUUGACUUCCAUAUCUAAACUAGAUCUCAGUUUUAAUGAAUUGACCACGUUUCCUACUGGAGGACUUCAUGGCCUAGCCCAGCUUAGGCUUACGGGCAAUCCUACCUUCAAAGAAUCACUGUCGGCAAAGGACUUUCUGAAACUCCAGUCGGUGUCUGUCCCGUAUGCUUAUCAAUGCUGUGCAUUUUCUGCAUGUGACUCUUAUUUGACCUCGACUAUCGAAGAUGAUGGAUCAAAGUAUCAGAAAUUACUGCUGGACCAUGAGAAAGGAGCCCUUGAAGAUUAUAUGAUCACAGAGGAUGAGAAAGACCAUGUCCAGGCUGCUGUCCACUGCAAUCCAGCCACAGGUGCUUUCAAACCUUGUGAGUACCUGCUUGGCAGCUGGAUGAUACGGCUCACAGUGUGGUUUAUCUUCCUUUUAGCCCUGAUCUUCAACAUUAUUGUCAUUGUGACCAUGUUUGUUUCCUGCUCUUCACUGACAUCCUCAAAACUCUUCAUUGGUCUCAUCUCUGUCUCAAAUCUCUUCAUGGGCAUUUAUACUGGCAUUUUGACAGUACUGGACACGGUCUCUUGGGGACAUUUUGCAGAGUUUGGCAUCUGGUGGGAAACUGGCAGUGGAUGCAAAGUGGCUGGGUUCCUAGCAAUUUUCUCUUCAGAGAGUGCCAUUUUUUUCUUGACCUUGGCAGCCAUCGAACGGAGUUUGUCUGCAAAGGAUAUAAUUAAGAAGGAAAAGAGCCAGCAUUUAAGGAAAUUUCAGAUUGCAUCAAUUCUUGCUCUGUUUCUUGCCAUAGCAGCUGGAUGCUUGCCAUUAUUUCAUGUCGGAGAGUUUUCUUCCUCUCCUCUCUGCUUGCCUUUCCCGACAGGAGAAACACCCUCCUUGGGCUUUACGGUUACCUUGGUUCUUCUCAACUCCCUGGCUUUUUUGGUCAUGGUUAUCACCUACACUAAACUGUACUGCACAUUGGACAAGGAAGACCUCUCAGAAAGUGCUGAAUCCAGUAUGAUCAAACAUGUGGCCUGGCUGAUCUUCACCAACUGCAUCUUCUUUUGUCCCGUUGCUUUCUUCUCCUUUGCACCACUGAUUACAGCGAUUUCCAUCACUCCAGAAAUCAUGAAAUCUGUGACUUUGAUAUUUUUUCCUUUGCCAGCUUGCCUCAAUCCAGUACUGUAUGUGUUUUUUCAACCCCAAGUUCAAAGAAGACUGGAAGCUUUUGAAGUGGCACUUGACAAAGCGAAGUGGCUCUGUUGCAGUUGCAACCAAUGCGCAGAGGGGAUGCGUGACUCAAGAUUUUUAUUAUGACUUUGGAAUGUAUUCUCACCUACAAGGUAACUUUGCAGUUUGUGAUUACUGUGAGACUGUUCUAUUAAAGAAUCCACUUCCUUGCAAACACUUGAUAAAGUCUCACAGUUGUCCAACGUUAGCAGUUGUGCCUUGCCAUCGAUCAGAAAACUACUGGUCAGACUUUGGUACUCAGUCAGCCCAUUCAGAUUGUGCAGACGAGGAAGAUUCUUUUGUGUCGGACAGUUCUGAUCAGGUCCAGGCCUGUGGUCGUGCCUGCUUUUAUCAGAGCCGUGGAUUUCCCUUAGUUCGUUAUGCAUAUAAUAUACCGAGAAUGAAAGACUGA